Messenger RNA from Drosophila busckii, 2083 nucleotides. RefSeq names its product inositol polyphosphate 5-phosphatase K. Gene Ontology annotation, cellular component: ruffle; plasma membrane; cytoplasm. Gene Ontology annotation, molecular function: phosphatidylinositol-4,5-bisphosphate 5-phosphatase activity. Lineage: Eukaryota; Metazoa; Arthropoda; Insecta; Diptera; Drosophilidae. The transcript is spliced from 2 exons. Gene Ontology annotation, biological process: phosphatidylinositol dephosphorylation. The record is from RefSeq and is a predicted model, not a curated record. Bases 226 to 1728 code for a protein of 500 amino acids.
AUUGGCCUUGGGUUUUCAAAUACGGGCUCUGUGCAAUAUUUACUAUGCCGUAAGCGUUUGGGUUUGCUUUUGCUUACUGAUUACAUCAAAGCGCAGACACGAGCGCAGCGUACCGUGAGUCUAUCAAACUUUUGUUGAAACAAGCAACAGAAUAAAGCGCUAUAAAGUUACGAAAUCAAAUUGUCAAUAAACAGCAACAACAACAACAACUAUAGGUCAAUAAACAUGAGCCAUACAGAGGCUGGGAUAGCUACCGCGCCCAAAGCUGAGGCAAAUGCGCGCCAACAGCUGGAAACAUACCGUGUCUAUGUGGUUACCUGGAAUGUGGGCAGUCGUUUUCCGGAUAACAUAUCCUUGCGGCAACUGCUUGGCUUGCAAGAUGACGCUAGUGGUGAUGGCAGCAAUAUGCAUUUGCCAGACAUCUAUGCAAUUGGACUGCAGGAGGUGAAUGCACAGCCGCAGCAACAGGUGCUUGGGCUCUUCAAGGAGGAUCCGUGGACGCACAAAGCCAAGGAGCUGCUGCGCGAGUAUGACUACGUGGCCUUCAAGACCGAGCAAAUGCAGGGACUGCUGCUGACCAUGUUUGUGCGGCGUCCACAUGUGCCGCAUCUGCACGACAUGGAGGCGGAGUUUACGCGCACCGGCUUUGGCGGCAUUUGGGGGAACAAGGGUGCAGUAAGCAUACGCUUUACGCUCUAUGGCUGUGGCCUGGUCUUUGUGGUGGCUCAUCUGGCUGCACAUGACCAGCAUCUGGACGAACGCAUAGAGGACUACAAACAAAUCAUGGAGAAUCAUCAUUACCAUGUAAAGCGCUAUCGUGAGAUAUACAAUCAUGAGUAUGUCUUUUGGUUUGGUGAUCUCAACUUUCGUCUGGAGGGUCACGACUCUCCCCAGGAGGUGCGCGAGGCUGUGCGCGAUGAGAGCAAGCACGAGGAGCUCAUGCAGCGGGAUCAGCUGUAUCUGGUGCGCGAGAAAACUCAGAAAGCUUUCCAAGUGCUGCACGAGCGUCUGCCUGCAUUUCCACCCACUUUCAAGUUCAAAGAGGGCACCUCGGAGUACGACAUGAAGCGUCGUCCUGCCUGGACAGAUCGCAUUAUGUAUGCUGUGCAGCCGCUCAACCGUCAGCCCGGCAUGCAGCUCUCCAUCGAGCAAUGCUCCUAUAAGUCACAUCCCGCCUACACCAUUAGCGAUCACAAGCCUGUGACCAGUGAUUUUACGCUCAAGCUAUAUCCAAACUAUCGUGCGCCCGGCGUUAAAUUCUCGCCUCUUUCCGUUUGGCGCAUUGGCGACGAGAACACUGUGGAGUAUCGCAAGCAACCGGAGUUUGAGGAAGGACCCAAUGAUUGGAUUGCCAUUUAUGCGCUAGAUUAUGCUAGCUUGUCGGAUUAUGUGGCCUACGAGUAUGUGAAUCAAGCCGAAUCGCCACCCUCGUCGGACUCGAACGCUGAGCGUGAUCCGUUCGAUACGCCAGCACCUUCAACGCAUCGUCGACAUCGUCAUCAUCAUCGCAAUCAUCAGCGCUUGCGUCGCCAGCAGGACAACAAUGAGGAGCUAGUGCGUCUGGAUUUCGCCGAUGAUGUGGAGCUGCGACAUGGCGAGCAAUAUGUGCUCAUCUAUUAUCGCAGCACCGGACUGCGUGGCGUGACCAGCGUCUCGGGCAUCUCCGAUCCAUUUGUAUCCGAGAAGCGACGCGGCUCACCGCAUCGCACGGAGUACCAUGUGGACUAGCUAGCGGAAGCUUUGGACAUUUAUGUUAUUUAGUCUCAAUUAAUAUUUGCCUUUUGUUUUCGUGUAAUUCUUUGCUAAAUAUCACUCUGUAUGUUUGUAUGCUAUGAUCUAUGUAUAUGCAUUUGUUGUUAUCUAUAUGUCUACUGCUUUAAAUUGCACAUUACCACAUAGAGUGUUGUAAACACAUGCUUAUUAAUUUUAUAUAUCUCUCUAUAUACACCAAUUAUAAAAAUACAGCACACACAGACACCACACACAUCCAAAGCUUAUCAUCGAAAUGAUAACUUUAUAUUUUAUAUAUACAAGAAACUGUCUUUUACAUCACAAUUACUAACGACUUACAACUAUUUUUUAU